AUGGCGCCUCUGAGUCUUUCGAUGGCGUCUGUCGCCAGCAUGCUGGCCAUGCUGCCAGCGGCGCUCGCUGGCUUCAACCCCGCGUCGAAUAAGGGCGUUGCUCUCUACUGGGGCCAAAACUCACAUGGACAGGGCAGCGGCGAGUUCGCCCAGCAGCGCCUGAGCUACUACUGCGCAAACUCUGAUAUUGACAUUAUCCCGAUUGCCUUUAUGAACGGCAUCUCGCCUCCCGUGACCAACUUUGCAAACGCCGGAGACAACUGCACAAAGUUCUCUGACAAUGCGAACGUCUUGAACUGCCCUCAGAUUGAGGCCGACAUCAAGUCUUGCCAGGCUGGCGGCAAGACCAUCAUCUUGUCGCUCGGCGGUGCGACUUAUACGCAGGGCGGCUGGGGCAGCGCAGGCGACGCGGAGAACGCCGCGCAGAUGGUCUGGGACAUGUUCGGCCCCGUGGGCAAGAACGUCGACCGCCCCUUUGGCUCGGCCGUGGUGGACGGCUUCGACUUCGACUUCGAGUCCCCCACCAACAACUUGCCCGCUUUCGGCAAGAAGCUCCGCAGCCUCAUGGACGGCGCUGGCGGCAAGAAGUUCUACCUGGCGGCCGCUCCCCAGUGCGUCUUCCCCGACGCCGCCAACCAGGCGACCAUGGAUAGCGUCGCAUUCGACUUCCUCAUGAUCCAGUUCUACAACAACUGGUGCGGAGUGUCCAACUUUGUCGAGGGCUCCACGUCCCAGAAUGCCUUCAACUUCAACGUUUGGGACAACUGGGCCAAGACGACGAGCCCCAACAAGAACAUCAAGCUGAUGCUCGGCAUCCCCGGUGCCCCUGGUGGCGGUGGCGGCUAUACCAACGGUUCCAAGCUCAAGGCCGCCAUCGAGUGGUCCAAGGCGUACAGCAGCUUCGGCGGUGUCAUGGCGUGGGAUAUUUCUCAGGUCUACUCCAACACCGGGUUCCUCAAGGAGAUCGUGAGCGACCUCGCUGGCGGCCCCACGGGCACGAACCCUCCUGGCGGCGGCACCCCGACUAGCACCAGCAGUGGGAGCACUCCUCCUCCCACCGGCAACCUUGUCCCCCACUGGGGCCAGUGCGGCGGCCAGGGAUGGACGGGCCCGACCCAGUGCCAGGCUCCUUACAAGUGCGUGAGCGGCGGGCAGUGGUGGGCUUCGUGCCAGUAG
Messenger RNA from Purpureocillium lilacinum, 1176 nucleotides. Its product is annotated as chitinase 1. Lineage: Eukaryota; Fungi; Ascomycota; Sordariomycetes; Hypocreales; Ophiocordycipitaceae. Gene Ontology annotation, cellular component: extracellular region. Gene Ontology annotation, biological process: carbohydrate metabolic process. The record is from RefSeq and is a predicted model, not a curated record. Gene Ontology annotation, molecular function: chitinase activity; cellulose binding.